GCGGUUGAUUUCCCUUACACUGUGUUUACAUUAUAUAUAGUACAUUCAAUGCUGGUAUUGAAUUGAUACCAUAGAAAUGGGGCUCGGACAGGGGGUUGUGUUAUGUCUGUGUUUCUGGACGUCAUAUUCACUGUACAGGAUUCCUCUGAAGAUGUUUGUAGGACAGGUGGAUCCAUCGAUGCUCCUGGUUCCAAAUCUGCUACAACAUCUGGGGAACAUCAGCGCAUCUGGAAACGCACUUUCUCUGGCUUCUGAUCCGGCUGGAAAUGUCAACUUUUUAAGCAUGGUCGAUAAUUUACAGGGAGACUCAGGUAAAGGAUAUUACAUAGAGAUGGUUGUUGGAACACCAGGUCAGACGCUAAACAUCCUGGUGGACACUGGAAGCAGCAACUUCGCUCUGGCUGCGGCACCACACCCUUACGUCACAAAGUUCUUCAACAGAGCACUCUCCAGCACAUACACAACAGGUGGCAAAUCUGUGGCAGCCAAAUACACCCAGGGUGACUGGGAAGGAGAGCUGGGCACCGAUAUCAUCACAAUCCCACAGGGCCCCAACGGCACCUUCGUGAUCAACAUCGUGGCUAUCCUGACCUCGAACGACUUCUUUCUUCCCGGGAUCAACUGGCAGGGAAUCUUGGGACUGGCGUACCCCUUUCUGGCUCGGCCCGACCCAUCUGUUGAGCCUUUUUUCAACUCGCUCGUGGAGCAGACUGGCAUCCCAGAUGUUUUCUCUCUACAGAUGUGUGGAGCGGGGAUCUCCACUGGCACCGUGACCAACCAAGCAGAUGGAAGUUUAAUUAUGGGAGGAAUUGAGCCAACACUGUACCGAGGCUCAAUGUGGUACACCCCUAUUCUAAAGGAGUGGUACUACCAAGUGGAGGUCUUAAAACUGGAAGUCGAUGACCGGAAUUUAAACCUAGACUGCCGGGAGUACAAUACAGAUAAAGCCAUCGUGGACAGUGGAACAACGCUACUGCGUCUGCCUGAAAAAGUAUUCAAGGCUGUUGUGGAGGCCAUCACACAAACAUCACUGAUACAGGAUUUGUCCUCUAGUUUCUUUGCUGGAACCAAGUUGGCUUGCUGGGUAAAAGAAGAGUCGCCAUGGAGGUUCUUCCCCAAAAUCUCAAUCUACCUCAGAGCAACCAACAGCAGCCAGUCCUUCCGCCUCACCAUCCACCCUCAGCUCUACAUCCAGCCUAUCGCAGGCGUCGGCGACGUCCUUAACUGCUUCCGAUUCGGCAUCUCUCCAUCGGCGAACGGCCUGGUGAUCGGUGCGACGGUAAUGGAGGGCUUCUACGUCAUUUUUGACCGGGAACGUAAAAGGGUGGGAUUCGCUGCGAGCACCUGCGCUGUAAGCGCCGGCGUACCCGUGUCUGAAAUAGCCGGCCCGUUCCUGGCAGACGGCGUGGCGUCCGACUGCGCGAGCGAUCUCCCGUGGCAAGAACCUGUGCAGUGGGUGGCGGCCUACGCCCUGCUGGCGCUGUGUGCACUGGUACUGAUCGUCCUCCUGGUACUGAUCGCGCCUCCGUGCAGAUGCCGGCGGCGGGACGGAGAGAUGACGGACGAGUCGUCGCUGGUCCGCAAUCGUAUCAAAUGAUGCUGGGACAGAGACUCGGCCUGAGAAAGACUGAGAGGAUGUCGGGCUGGGAGACGAGCGCUCUAGUAGGAAUAAAUACAAUAUAGAAGGAAUCUUAUGUACAGAGUUUGGAGGAAGUUGUUUUUUGACUCUCUGUUUGCUUUGAUUAUUGCAUUUUUUGACAUUGGAUCAUCAAACGAAGCAUAUUACAGCAAAUUUUGUUAAACAAUUUUACUCAUUUAAUAUUUUAAUACAAUUAUGUACUAUCAA
Molecule: messenger RNA, 1846 nt
Organism: Trichomycterus rosablanca
Lineage: Eukaryota; Metazoa; Chordata; Actinopteri; Siluriformes; Trichomycteridae
Gene: bace2
Product: beta-secretase 2
Exons: 9
Coding region: 77-1597 (506 amino acids)
Biological process (GO): membrane protein ectodomain proteolysis; amyloid-beta metabolic process
Cellular component (GO): trans-Golgi network; plasma membrane; endosome
Molecular function (GO): aspartic-type endopeptidase activity
Source: RefSeq, a predicted model, not a curated record